Prunus armeniaca (apricot) is the source of this 213-nucleotide messenger RNA. The record is from the annotation of a GenBank genome assembly. Lineage: Eukaryota; Viridiplantae; Streptophyta; Magnoliopsida; Rosales; Rosaceae.
AUGUCAGCAAAAAGAAAAAGUCAAUCAGCAGGAAAAGAAAGGACAAGCUGCAGAGCUCUUUUUACCCAUCAAGUAGGCAUGGCACUCGUAGUCACCACCAUGUGGAUCUCAAAGGCUAAAAAGCUUGAGACAUCUUCAAUCAAGAAAAGUGAGAAAUGUUCGAAGGCAAGCCAGGACUUCGAAGAGGAGGAAACUUUAGUUGAUUGUCAGUGA